Messenger RNA from Paramecium pentaurelia, 1128 nucleotides. Lineage: Eukaryota; Ciliophora; Oligohymenophorea; Peniculida; Parameciidae. The record is from the annotation of a GenBank genome assembly.
AUGGAAUAUAUAAAGAUAGUUGAAACCAUCAUACCUUUUUUGAUUAACAAAAUUAUGAUUACAAUAGAGGAUAAGAUAUUUGCAAAUUUAGAAUCAUAAUCAAGUGCCUCUUAUACAAUAAAUAUGGCCUUUAAUAUGAUGCAUUAGUAAUGUUUUGAUCCUUAUUUUCAAAAUUAUAUUGAAUAAGAGGAUUUUGAUCCCAAGAGUUCUAAAAAGGAAAGAUUUAGAGCUUAUGAUAUUAAAGACAUAGCAGCUGUCUCAUUUAGGUUAAUAUCUAAAAUUGAAUUGUAUCCUUAAGAUUAAUUUGUGAAACCAAUAUAAUUAUGGGAAGAUUAUGAACCAUAACUGGUUAGAUAAAAAACAAUUGAAUAUAUUGAAGAAUAUCCAAAUGAAAGAAGAAUAAUGGAAUAAAAAUACAUAGAUAAAUCAAAUAAGGAAUAAAUAUUAAGAUAACGAUCUAAAGAGAAACGAUUAAUGAAAGAAUAAUUUAAUAGAUUGAUAAUGCAAAUAGGAUCAAAAGAAUAUACUUAUGAUUAUAAUUGUGAUCCUAUUGCAAGAUCUAACAAUUAAAUUAGAAAAGAUGUAAUAAUUACAUUGCCAUUUGAAGUACCAAAGACUGAUAAUAAUACUGUGAUAUCGAAACCAAAAUUUGUGGAAUAGAUACGAUAGAAACGUAGAUAAGCAGAUAAUGAUGAUACAAUAGUUGAGUUUAUUGAAUAAUAAAAAUAAGAUAUUAAAUUAUAACCAGGUGUUAGUUUGAGCUUUUAAACUACUGAAUAUCAGAAUACUAUAUAAAAAUAAAUAUCACAGGAAUCUAAAUAGACAUUUAAGAUAUUAAAUUAAAAUAAAUAAUCAAAAGGAUUCAGAGACAUAAUAAAAUUAAACGAUAUUAAUUUAUUAACUUAUUUAUAAUAAUAUAAUAAUUUGGAUUAUAAUUAAGACAAACUUAUAUCUAAUAGAAAUAAGACAUAAUAAGUUACUCAAACUUAUUAGAGUCUAAUAGAUUAAUAGACUAUUAAAAGAGAUGUAUUAAGAUUACCUAAAUUAAGAUAACAUUCAAUAAAUGUUAGAACAAAGAUUAAAAGUAGAUAAUAAUAAACCUACUCAAUUGUUACUUAUAGAGAUUGA